Fimicolochytrium jonesii is the source of this 1274-nucleotide messenger RNA. RefSeq lists its product as uncharacterized. The transcript has a single exon. The record is from RefSeq and is a predicted model, not a curated record. Lineage: Eukaryota; Fungi; Chytridiomycota; Chytridiomycetes; Spizellomycetales; Powellomycetaceae. The coding region runs from base 122 to 1090 and encodes 322 amino acids. Gene Ontology annotation, molecular function: ATP hydrolysis activity. Gene Ontology annotation, biological process: double-strand break repair.
AAGGGGUUGCCGCUAUUCGUCGGACGACCGGGAACACCAAAAACGGUAACCCUAUUCCUAACCCUGUCACCGGGAACGACCUGAUGGACUAUGCUCGACAAUUCGCCUCGCUUCAAAAGGGAUGGACGCCGGUCGUGUACAUGGCGUACUUGACCAAAAAGCGGGAUCAAAUCAAGGGUUUCGGGCCUGGUGCCAGCGCCGGCGGGCGACCGUCUUUCGUCGCCGGCUUGAAGGCCAUCACCGUGACGAACUUCCUGGGCAUAGAGGGACCCGUCAUCUUGAUUUCCGAAGCAAGGUGUCUCCCGGCAUGUGGGUCAUCCAAAGGGACAACGGCGCGGGGAAGACGACUCUGUCCGAAAGCAUCCUGUGGUGCUUGAACGGGACGUGUGCGAGGGGCGAUUAUCUCCACGAGAGGAAAGUCGUGAAUCAGGUCAUCCAUGCCCACCCGUCGGUGACGUCCUGCGAGGUCAGCGUCGCUUUCGUCAACGGGUACACCUUUACUAGAACUAGGUCUCUGACCAAGAAGCCGAGGCUGUGGUUUACGUUCCCCGACGGCGCGCACACCGAAAAGGGGAACAUCCAGGUCACCCAGAAGCUGAUCGAAGAGCUCCUGGACGUGGACGCCGACACCUUCCGGAACACCGUGAUGCUGACCUCCAACCAGAGCGUCUCAUUCACCAGCUCCAACGACGCGAGGAGGAAGUUCAUCGACGACCUGUUGGGUUUCGCCGUCCUCGAAGACUACGCCAAAGUCAUGGCGGACGACCUGGCCCAGCUGAAAGCGGAGUUGAAGGUCGUCAAGGGCGCUCUUGCUGAGCUGAGAGGAAAUCAGGUGGCCCAGAUUCCGUAUCAAGAAAGGAAAAUCGCCGAGUUGGAAGGGCACCUGCAGACAGCGAGGUUGGAAGCUGAGAGAGCGACGGAGGAACAGACACGAGAAAUGCGUGAGGGACUCUUGAGAAUUGCGGCAUUGUGGGACAGCCUGAAUAAACAUGCCGCGGCCACGUCAGCUGCAACUACUCCGACAGCGAAUGCAAAAUGUCACGGAGGACCUAGACGCCGCGCAGGUCAUGAAACAAGGGCUCUCCUCUGAGUCCGCCCACUUACGCGCGGAGGAUCUGGAAACAGGACCUUCAGACCUGGAGUCCUCAAAGGCGUCCGAGAACACAAACACCGGGACGAUGUCCGCCGGACAGCCUUUCGCCGCCACCCUGGUCCUCGCUUAGAGAGCGAUUUUGUAGGCCAUCCCUUGUGCCCCCGCUGUGCCCGCCACACCC